Paramuricea clavata is the source of this 1423-nucleotide messenger RNA. Lineage: Eukaryota; Metazoa; Cnidaria; Anthozoa; Malacalcyonacea; Plexauridae. The record is from the annotation of a GenBank genome assembly.
AUGUUCAAUUUGUUUGUCAAAGCAGAGUCCGCUAGUAGCAUAGGAACUAGUUAUGCAUCAAUGAACCGAUGUGGAAAGACGAAUGCAAAGAAAGCGCCGGACAAGAACUAUAAUUCAUUCAAAGAGUUCAUGGACAGAGAAACUGAGGCACACGUUAUUGCAAAGUGGAUGGUUUUGCUGGAAUUGAGAAUUUUAAAGGUAUAAAGCCAACCAUUUAUAUUUUUCAUUUAAUGUUUAAAAACAUUUUUCAUUGCUGGUAUUCUUUUUUUCUAUUAAUUUAUCUAUAGUCAACUGCAUAUUUAUUAUGUAUCUUAACAUGUAUAAGAUAGAAGAAACAUUUUGAAUUAUGUUUCUACAGACACCCCUAAAAAACAGGCCAAUCCCUGCAGACGCAGAUACGUGGACUGUUGAAGAAAAGUCAUCAUGGUUGGCUUCAGAGACCAAGGAAUUCCUAAGUGGUGUCUUGUUAAAGCAAGAAAAUUUCACCAAUAGGGUUAGCAAUAUUGAUGCAGCUCACAGGGAGGGCUUUCCUUGUCGUAGUCCCAACUGCCAAACUGUAUUCUCCUUACAUUCAAGUAGAGUAAGGUAUGUGUAGUGACAUAGAGAAAUUAUUCUUCCCACAUGGCUUCGUUUAUAAAUGAUCAAGAAACAAUCGUGAAUUGACCUAAGCACCCAUAUAUGAGAAAAUGUUAAGCAAAGUUAAACAUCCUAAUAAUUUAAAAUAUUCAUUACAGGCAUGAACUAUCACAGCAUCCUGGAUUGGACAUUGAAAAUGAUGGUGACCAUGACAGGGACAGCUUGGGUUAUUACAAGUGCAGGAAUGAAGAGUGUAGGCAUAUUUUCACUACUAAUGCAACACGAAAAAGGUAAUGAUAGAAUAGAAAGAUUGGCCUUCUCUUGAAAAACAAUUAAAGAAGAGUGAAAUUAGGGUAUAACAAAGCAAUACAAUGAUACUAGUUAUGAGGAAAUUCGUUUCACUUGAUAGGUUAGCUAGCAGACCUUAGCAAGUUGAUCUAUUAACUUCUCUUGUUAACCUAUCAAGUUACAUUGUGCACUACAUGUAUUAAUUUAUUCUUUAUUAUUUAUUAUUUAUUCUUUAACAGUAAAGCCAGGCAGUUUUUGCACCAAAUUGAACCGAUUAUCAGUAUCACCAUCAGAGUUUAUUACUCGAUCUUUAUAAAAUACUAUUUUUUUAAACAGACAUGAAAAACAAUUGCAUCAGGUGGAACAUUUCCAUGAAGCAGAAAAAGAUAAAGAACCACCCAAUGAUGAAGAAAAUAAUGCAAAUACCUCCAAUGGCAAUAUCUACAACUAUCACAAUGCAAGGUUACAAUGUGGUCUCCUGGUAUUAAAUAUGAUGGAUGCAAUAAAAGAAAGGGAUGGCAGCCGACUGGUGCGGUGUUUGAAGAUAGUUACUAUUUGA